This is a messenger RNA of Phytophthora megakarya, 1110 nucleotides long. NCBI's taxonomy places the organism in Eukaryota, Oomycota, Peronosporomycetes, Peronosporales, Peronosporaceae. The record is from the annotation of a GenBank genome assembly.
AUGUUCAAGGACACUGAGCGAUAUGUCAAGGAAUGCGUUGACUGCGUCACGGCCAAGGGCCUACCCCGGAACCCGGGACCGUCGCCUGGUAACGUGUUGGCUACGCGACCGUUUCAGGUCGUCUCCAUGGACUUCGUGAUAUCGCUACCCCGGUCCACCCGGGGAAAUACGGCAUUGCUCCUGUUUCAGUGCGCGUUCUCGGGGUUCAUCAUGUGCAAGGCCAUGGCGAGCACCGAAGCCCAAGACGUGUCCGAAGCCUAUGAAGAGUCCGUGUUCCGGAGGUUCGGGGCCAGUGAGAUGAUCCGUCACGACCGAGACCCGCGGUUCAUGGGUCGGGUGUUCAAGCACUUUCGGGAGAUGCUCGGGAGCAGGCAACGCGCCACUCUAGCCUAUCGUCCCCAGGCCAACGGACAACAGGAGAGCGACUGGGACAAGCUGGCCGAAAAGCUCAUGUGGGCUCUGAACACCUCCUUCGACUUCACUCGACUCGACACGCCGUUUUACCUGGUGCAUGGGUGGGACGCCCAAGCCCGGGACCUCCAAGAAAAGGCCAAGAAGCGCCGGGCCGAGGACCAUAACCGCAAGUGGAAGCAGCUUACAGACCGACUGAAAGAGGUCCGCCCCGGACUCACCAAGAAGCUCGCACACCUCUGGCACAGCCCGUUCCGGAUCCGGGAAAAGGGUAGCGAUUUCCGAUACCGCCUCCAGGUCGAGGGUACGGAAUACCAGUUUUACCCCUGGGUCCACGUUAGCAGGUUGAAGACCCGAGCCAAGUACCCUGAGCGGCCCUCGGGAACCAUGGACAUCCCCGAGGACGACGACUUCGACGCUGCGUUGCUCCGUGAAGAUAGUUGGGAACCUGAUGAGGGUUCCGGGGAAUACGAGGUCGAAGCGAUACUCGACGUGCACUGGGUCAUCCGGACUCGCACUAGCCGGCACGUCAAGGAAUACCUUGUGAAAUGGAAAGGUUACGAGGCUCCAGACUGGGUUCCCCAAGGACUCCUCAACUGCGGGAGACUGCUAUAUUCGUUUGACCAUGGAGGGCGAGCCCGCGUGCGUUUCCAGGCAAUGCAGUCUGGAGACGAGCUCCCGGACAAAAAGGUCCGGUAG